Messenger RNA from Coniosporium apollinis CBS 100218, 1077 nucleotides. RefSeq lists its product as uncharacterized. Gene Ontology annotation, molecular function: nucleotide binding. The coding region runs from base 1 to 1077 and encodes 358 amino acids. The transcript is spliced from 2 exons. NCBI's taxonomy places the organism in Eukaryota, Fungi, Ascomycota, Dothideomycetes. The record is from RefSeq and is a predicted model, not a curated record.
AUGGGGUCAUCUCCAGUCAAGAUAGCAAUCAUCGGCACUGGUCUCAUCGGUCCAAGGCACGCUCAAGCCGUUCUGAAUGAACCAGAUGCUAUACUGUCAUGUAUUGUUGAUCCUAGUCCUGCUGCUGAAGCGAUAGCAAAGCAAUUAGAAGUUCUCCGUUAUGCCUCCGUACAGGAGAUGCUGGCUUCAUCUUCCAAACCAGAUGCUGCAAUAGUCUGUACGCCCAACCACACUCAUGUAUCAGUCUCAAAAGAGCUUCUCGACGGCGACGUCCACGUCCUUUGCGAAAAACCGAUAUCAGUCGACGUACCUAGUGGACAGGAUCUAGUCAACCACGCCGCCUCCCUUAACCUCCACCUACUAGUUGGGCACCACCGCCGCUUCAACCGCUACAUAGUUACCACAAAACGCCUCCUCUCCUCCCACUCCCUCGGCCGCAUCGUUGCCGUCUCCGGUCUCUGGACCCUCUACAAGCCACCCCCUUACUUCGACGCCCCCACCGAAUGGCGCCGCACCUCCUCCGGCGGCCCGAUCCUAAUAAACCUGAUCCACGAGAUUGACAUCCUGCACCACCUGCUUGGCCCCAUCGUGCGGGUAUCCGCCGAAGCGACGCCCUCGCAGCGCGGGCACGAAGCCGAAGAGGGCGCGGCCAUACUCCUACGUUUCGCGUCCGGGGCCGUCGGCACGUUCGUGCUCAGCGAUGCAGUGCCCUCGCCUUACAACUUCGAGGCGGGUACGGGGGAGAAUCCGACCAUUCCGAAGAUGGGGCAGGACAUUUACCGCAUCUUUGGAACUGAGGCGUGUCUUAGUGUACCAGAUAUGAGGAUAUGGAGCUAUGGACAGGGGGAGAAGAGCUGGACGAGUGGGAUGAAGGAGGAGGUGGUUAGCGUGGAGGAGAUGAGGAUGCCGUUUGAGUUGCAGGUGGAGCAUUUGGUGAGAGUAGUGAGGGGAGUGGAGGCACCGAGCUGUUCCGGGUCGGAUGGGCUCAGGGCGGUUGUGGUGUGCGAUGCUGUUAAGAGGGCUUUGGAAACGGGGGAGGCUGUUGAUGUACCACUCGGGGUUGAUCAACGUGUUUGA